Messenger RNA from Abrus precatorius (Indian licorice), 3469 nucleotides. Its product is annotated as receptor-like protein kinase FERONIA. The coding region runs from base 503 to 3184 and encodes 893 amino acids. The record is from RefSeq and is a predicted model, not a curated record. NCBI's taxonomy places the organism in Eukaryota, Viridiplantae, Streptophyta, Magnoliopsida, Fabales, Fabaceae. The transcript has a single exon. Gene Ontology annotation, molecular function: ATP binding; protein kinase activity. Gene Ontology annotation, biological process: protein phosphorylation.
AUCAGUAUUUUUAUUUUUUUUUAAUCUUUACUUCCCAAUCUUCUGUUGAGUGUUUAAGCUUGGAGCCCAGUUUUCAGAACAUGACGCUUAAAAUCAUCAUUUUCAUCUUAAACUUUUAAUAUGCCUUUAUCAGAAGACAAGAGAGAGUAAUCUUAAAACAAUAUCUUACCGUGGCUGAAAUUUCCAGAGCGAUAACUCGUAUUUAUCUAUUUAUUUAUUUUUCACAAUAUAUACUUACUAUAAAACUAGUUUUGUUUUUCUCUAUCUCUGUUCAGUUACAUAAUUUCUCAGUGCUUCUCUUCCUAACCCUCUUGUAUUUGUACAAAAAAAUUAAGGUAGCAUUAAUUGGUCGUGCAAAAUAAACUUUUCUCUUCUACUGAUAGCUGCAUUGACUUGUGGCUGCUCAUCUAAAAAGAAACGAAUAUCACAAGGAAAAGCAUUAACUUGGCGGUUCUGUGCACAAACUUGAAGUCCUGUUGCUUCAAGAUAUAUAUACAUAUAUAUGGUGUUUCAGUUCUAUUUUUCCACCAGGUGCUGCUUCAAUUACUGCAUACAAAUGGGCCCACGCAGCAUGCGAAUUGCAACAGAAACCACCGUCUUUCUGUUGUUGUUGUUAUUGUGUCUCUCUUACGUUUCCACAGCACAGGAUAUUUACCACCCCGCUGAGCAUUUUACCAUCUUGUGUGGCUCCUCCACCAAUCUCUAUGCAGAUGGUGGUCGGAACUGGACUGGGGACAACAACAUGAAACUCCUCUCAGAAAACAAUGGCUCUGUUUCUGUACCCGCACCCACAUCACCCACCAUACAGGGCCCAUACACCUCAGCUCGUCUCUCUAGGUCCCAAUUCACCUACUCGUUCCCUGUCACCCAAGGCCAAAAGUUCCUUCGCCUCUUCUUCUACUCCACUUCAUACCAAAACUUCGAUCGCCAUGCAGCCUCUUUCUCAGUCAAAUCAGGCAAAUUCACCCUCCUCAAAGAUUUCAACGCUUCGCUUCAUGCUGAUGCUGAAGACAACGACAACGAUAUCCUGUUCAGAGAGUACUGCAUCAACGUCCAAGAUGGUGAGAGACUCAACAUAACCUUCAUUCCAAGCACCAAAGAUAAUUCCUACGCUUUCAUUAAUGGAAUCGAGAUCGUGUCGAUGCCUGAUUUUCUCUACUAUACAAGACCCAACGACGACAGUGGAUUCCCGCAACUUGUUGGGCACAACAACCAAUACCAAAUCGUAAACAACUACGCUCUGGAGAACAAGUACAGGUUAAGAGUUGGAGGACGAGAAAUACCACCCUUUAACGACACAGGCAUGUUCAGGACUUGGCAACCUGAUGACAAAUACCUAACUACAAAAGGUGACAAAUUUUACAGUGCUGAUAUUGAACGUACAAGGAAUCUCAGCUUCACUAAGGCCACUCCUGAAUACGACGCACCGGACGAAGUGUACCGAACCGUACGGAAUAUGGGACCGAAUCCCACUUCUAACAUGGAAUUCAACCUCACUUGGCAGCUUCCCGUUGAUUUGGGCUUCUCUUACUUGCUACGGUUACACUUUUGCCAGCUUGACUGGAAUGUUGACAGUCCCGGUGACGUGAAAUUCUACAUUUUCGUAGCGGAUCAACUGGCUACCGAUGACGCCGACGUUCUUUUGUGGACCAAAAACAAGGGUGUGCCCGUCGUUAAAGAUUACGUUGUUUCCAUCCCACCCAAUAACAAUAAUUCAAACCUUUCACUCAAACUGCAUCCUCACCCUACAAGCCUCAUCAAGGACGCCACUCUAAACGCAAUUGAACUCUUCAAAAUCAACGAUUCAACGGGUAGUCUCGCUGAACCCAACCCGUACGCUCCUCCACAAACCUCUCAGAUUCCCUCGCCACUCUCAAACAGGGAAACAAGACCCAACAGAAGAAUCCUUGCUGACGCCGUCGCUGCUGCUGUUUCCUGUGUCGUUUUGCUAUCAUGUAUCGUCGCUCUCUUCUUCAUCAAACGCCGCAGGAACGUCGUCGGCGACAAGGGUUUCUCCAAGAGAAAACACGGAACUUCUCGCGGCAGUGCCUCGUCUUCCCUACCCACCAACCUCUGCCGCCACUUCUCAAUCGCGGAAAUCAGAGCCGCCACCAACAACUUCGACGAACUCUUCGUCGUUGGCGUGGGAGGAUUCGGCAACGUGUACAAAGGCUACAUCGACAACGGUUCAACACGUGUCGCGAUCAAAAGGCUGAAACCUGGUUCUCAGCAAGGCGCGCACGAGUUCAUGAACGAGAUCGAAAUGCUCUCUCAACUUCGCCACCUCCAUUUAGUUUCCCUGAUCGGUUACUGCUAUGAAAGUAACGAGAUGAUCCUGGUUUACGAUUUCAUGGAUCGAGGAACCCUCCGUGACCAUCUCUACGACACCGAUAACCCUUCCCUGUCGUGGAAGCAAAGGCUUAAGAUCUGCAUAGGUGCUGCACGUGGGCUGCACUAUCUGCAUACAGGUGCGAAGCACAUGAUCAUUCACCGUGACGUGAAGAGCACGAAUAUCCUAUUGGACGAAAAAUGGGUAGCGAAGGUUUCAGACUUUGGGCUUUCGAGAAUUGGGCCCACGGGAACUUCAAUGACCCACGUGAGCACUCAGGUAAAAGGCAGCGUGGGAUAUUUGGAUCCAGAGUAUUACAAACGACAGCGUUUAACGGAAAAAUCUGACGUGUACUCGUUUGGAGUGGUGCUUUUGGAGGUAUUGUCUGGGAGACAGCCUUUGCUAAGAACGGUGGAGAAGCAUCGAAUUUCACUUGUUGAUUGGGCGAAGCGUUGCUUUCAUUUGGGGACUAUGAGAGACAUUGUGGAUCCAACGCUGAAGGGUGAGAUUGGAGGCGAGUGUUUCCGCAAGUUCGGUGAGAUUGCUCUCAACUGUUUGCUUGAGGAUGGGUCUCAACGCCCUUCCAUGAACGACGUCGUUGGGGGGCUCGAGUUUGUUCUUCAGCUUGCCGAAUAUAAUGCUGUUAAGGGAGUGGUGGAGCUUGCCGCCAAUGUUUAUGAAGAUAGUGAUGCCACGUUUAGCAGUAGCCAAAGUAGUACACAUGUUUCCGAUUAUAGUAAGAGCACUGGAUUUAGCACGACAAGUGAUGGAGAUGGUAGCAUUGGCAGUAAGGAAUCCCACAGGUUGAUCUCCGGAAAUGUUUUCUCCGAGAUUAUGGAACCAAAGGGACGAUGAUGAGGUUAGAACAAUGUGCCAGUUCCGCCAUGCGUUUGCUGUUUAAGAUGAAUAAGAUAUUGAAUCUCUGUAUGUUUUGCAUUUUAAUUUCAACCUUAGAGAAGAGAAAUAGUAUUUGUGUGUAAUCUUUUUAGAUAUUCUUUGUCUGUAGUAAGAAGGAGAAAAGUGUGCGACGAUAGAAAAAAAAUAAUGUUAUGGAAAUACGCAUAAAAAUUAAUAUUGUAAAAUAUGUUGUAAAAAACUUUUAAGAAAAUUAUAUUUAUAGCAUGACGCUAUGGUUAUAUA